Oryctolagus cuniculus (rabbit) is the source of this 1388-nucleotide messenger RNA. Its product is annotated as keratin, type I cytoskeletal 19. The record is from RefSeq and is a predicted model, not a curated record. Gene Ontology annotation, molecular function: structural molecule activity. Gene Ontology annotation, cellular component: cytoskeleton. Gene Ontology annotation, biological process: epithelial cell differentiation; intermediate filament organization. NCBI's taxonomy places the organism in Eukaryota, Metazoa, Chordata, Mammalia, Lagomorpha, Leporidae.
GGGCCUCGCCACUCCUCCUGCUGUCUGCCCGACUCAGGCCAGUGUCGCUCGCUCUCGCCGCAGCCUCUUCCUCCUCGCCAUGACUUCCUACAGCUAUCGCCAGUCGUCCGCUGCCUCCUCCUUCGGAGGCCUGGGCGGCGGCUCCGUGCGCUUUGGGGCCGGGGGCAGCUUCCGCGCGCCCAGCAUCCACGGGGGCUCGGGUGGCCGCGGCGUGUCUGUGUCCUCUGCCCGCUUCGUGUCCUCGUCCUCCUCUGGGGGCUACGGCGGCGGCUAUGGGGUCGCCUUGGCUGGGUCCGACGGGCUCCUGGCUGGCAAUGAGAAGAUCACCAUGCAGAACCUCAACGACCGCCUGGCCUCCUACCUGGACAAGGUGCGCGCCCUGGAGCAAGCCAACGGCGAGCUGGAGGUGAAGAUCCGUGACUGGUACCAGAAGCAGGGGCCCGGGCCCUCUCGCGACUACAGCCACUACUUCAAGACCAUCGAGGACCUGCGGGACAAGAUUCUUGGUGCCACCAUUGAGAACUCCAAGAUUGUGCUGCAGAUCGACAACGCCCGUCUGGCUGCCGAUGACUUCCGAACCAAGUUUGAGACGGAGCAGGCCCUGCGCCUGAGCGUGGAGGCCGACAUCAACGGGCUGCGCAGGGUGCUGGAUGAGCUGACCCUGGCCAGAACCGACCUGGAGUUGCAGAUCGAGGGCCUGAAGGAGGAGCUGGCCUACCUGAAGAAGAACCACGAGGAGGAAAUCAGUGCCCUGAGGGGCCAGGUGGGUGGCCAGGUCAGCGUGGAGGUGGAUUCUGCUCCAGGCAUUGACCUAGGCAAGAUCCUGAGUGAAAUGAGAAGCCAGUAUGAAGUCAUGGCUGAGAAGAACCGGAAGGAUGCCGAGGCCUGGUUCAACAGCCGGACGGAGGAGCUGAGCCGCGAGGUGGCAGUCAACACGGAGCAGCUCAAGAGCAGCAGGUCCGAGGUCACCGACCUGCGCCGGACCAUGCAAGGCCUGGAGAUCGAGCUGCAGUCACAGCUCAGUAUGAAAGCGGCCCUGGAAGGCACGCUGGCAGAGACGGAGGCCCGCUACGGGGCGCAGCUGGCGCAGAUCCAGGCGGUGAUCAGCAGCAUCGAGGCCCAGCUGAGUGAUGUGCGUGCCGACACCGAGCGCCAGAACCAGGAGUACCAGCAGCUCAUGGACAUCAAGUCGCGGCUCGAGCAGGAGAUCGCCACCUACCGCAGCCUGCUCGAGGGCCAGGACGCCCACUACAACAACCUGCCCACCUCCAAGGUCAUCUGAGCUGCCCGGCUGGCUGCUGGGCUCUGCUCCUGGCAGGGUUGCGGGAGGGGAGGGGUCCUUCCUCUGGGCUCCUCCCCUGAGCUGCCAAUAAAACUUUAUGGCCUGA